Messenger RNA from Paracoccidioides brasiliensis Pb18, 285 nucleotides. RefSeq lists its product as uncharacterized. The transcript has 2 exons. The record is from RefSeq and is a predicted model, not a curated record. Bases 1 to 285 code for a protein of 94 amino acids.
AUGCAUAAUGGGACGGACACACGAAAGACUUCUACUACAACUGCACAUAUCGUCUCAUCAUCGCGCAAAUCCAGAAAUACGCUCAACACCCAGGAAUCUACAACUACUGGAUCUGAGAACUUGGCAUUGCUGUCAGAUCAAAUAUCUAUCAAUAUCGAUCAGCAAUAUCCCAUAAGACAUAACAUAUUCUUGACGAACCAACUGAUAGGUGUUGAUAGGAACCUAAACACUUCCCAAACGACAUUGCAAUUCAGAUCUGGGAGAACAGAAAAACGGGAAAGUUGA